AUGGGCGCAUUACUGUCCAUCCCCUUCCUGGCCAUGCCCGCCAUGGGCACGGUAUGGAGCAUGGCCGCCUCCUGCUGUGGAGCAGCAACAUGCAGCGCCGUUCUGGGCUCGUGUGGAGGGAAAUGCGGCAACAGCAUCGCCACCCGUAUCGCCUACGCGCUCCUCCUUCUCGUCAACUCGAUCAUCUCAUGGAUCAUGCUCACCGACUGGGCCAUGAAGAAGCUCGCCCACCUGACCCUGGACUACGUCGACAUCAAGUGCCAUGGCGAACUGUGCUACGGAUACGUCGCUGUGCAGCGCAUAAACUUCGCCCUCGGCUUCUUCCACGUCAUCAUGGCCCUCAUGCUCAUCGGCGUGCGGUCUUCCAAGGACGGGCGCGCGCCUAUCCAGAACGGCUUCUGGGCGCCAAAGGUCUUGGGCUGGAUCCUGAUGAUCGUCCUCACCUUCUUCAUCCCCAACUCGUUCUUCCUCGUCUGGGGCCAGUACAUCGCCAUGAUCGGCGCCUGCCUCUUCCUGCUAAUUGGACUCAUUUUGCUGGUUGACUUGGCGCAUAAUUGGGCCGAAUACUGCCAGGAGAAGAUCGAGACGUCCGAGUCGCGCGUCUGGACUGGACUGCUUGUCGGUUCUGCCCUGUCCAUGUACCUGGCUUCCAUCGCCAUGACCGUCGUCAUGUACAUCUACUUUGCCAAGAGCGGGUGCGGCAUGAACCAGGCAGCCAUCACGAUCAACCUCAUGUUCCUGCUCGUGACAUCAGUCAUCUCCAUCCACCCAGCCGUCCAGAGCGUCAACCCCCGCGCCGGUCUCGCCCAAUCCGCCAUCGUCGCCAUCUACUGCACCUACCUGACCCUCUCAGCUGUAGGCAUGGAACCCGACGACCACCAAUGCAACCCCCUCAUCCGCGCCCGCGGCACCCGCAAAGCCACCAUCAUCAUCGGCGCAAUCGUCACCUUCAUCACCGUCGCCUACACCACGACCCGCGCCGCAACCUACGGCUUCGCGCUCGGCGCCCAGGGCAACUCCUACGGCAACGGCUACGCCCAAGUCAGCACCGACGACUACGAGCACGGCCUCGUCUCCCAACAACCCGAAUCCCGCCGCGAAAUGCGCCAAGCCGCCCUCCGCGCCGCCGUCGAAUCCGGCUCCCUCCCCGCCUCCGCCCUCGACGACUCAGACUCCGACGACGAAGACGACGAUUCCCCCUCCUCCAAAGCCCCACGCGACGACGAACGAAACGCAACACAGUACAACUACACGCUCUUCCACAUCAUCUUCUUCCUCAGCACGACUUGGGUCGCUACCCUGCUUACGAGCAACUUUGACGAGACGGUGCAGAAUGACUUUGUCCCUGUCGGUCGCACGUAUUGGGCGAGUUGGGCGAAGAUUAUCAGCGCGUGGGUCUGCUAUGCGAUUUAUGGGUGGAGUCUUGUUGCGCCGCUUGUCCUGCCCGAUCGGUUUGAUUAUUAG
Dothidotthia symphoricarpi CBS 119687 is the source of this 1464-nucleotide messenger RNA. RefSeq names its product TMS membrane protein/tumor differentially expressed protein. Gene Ontology annotation, cellular component: membrane. NCBI's taxonomy places the organism in Eukaryota, Fungi, Ascomycota, Dothideomycetes, Pleosporales, Dothidotthiaceae. The record is from RefSeq and is a predicted model, not a curated record. The coding region runs from base 1 to 1464 and encodes 487 amino acids. The transcript is spliced from 4 exons.